CUCUCUUGUCGGUAUAUUGCAACAUCAAAGGAUUCUUUUUAUCAAUGAUUGCGUAAUCGAUCAGCGACAGAUAAUCCGAGUAAGACAAAGCAGGGUUAUCGCCCGUGAAUAAGCUGUUGCAUUGUGGGUAUGGACGCGAAAUUUGAAUGGCUCCGAAAGAAAACAAACAUUUCCCGACAGAGAACCGCUGAUCCUCAGAAUGAAUUUAUACGCACAGAAGAGUACCAGCCAAUGAAGACCGAUGACCCCGAAGCUUUCUCCGAGACCGAGGUCCGGAAGAUGAAGAAACUCUCCAAGAGACGGACCCUUCUCUUCAUCCCCAGCUUCCGCAAAAAGAACAUCAAGUUGUUUCGAGAAGACAGCUCCCUCUCGGGCCCCAAGGACAACGACUCUGGUCAGGACAGCGAUUCGGUGAACAGUGGAGAUUCCAAGGGAGAUAACCUCUCCAUCCGUAGCAGCCUGAGUUCCCUGGACAGUGGAUUUGGAUCCACCACCAAUUCCUCUUCCAGUCUGAUGUCUCGCGUGGUGUCCGACAUUCCUGACGUCAUACGGGAGGAGUCCAGAGGUCGUGCCCCCAUUGCUUCACCGGAGGAUGAUUCCCUGUUGGAGGAUCCCAGUGAUGGUUUAGGGGAGGAACCUACUUCCGCAGUAAAGGACGAUGAGAAUUCCCGAGAGGACAAUUCUGCGUCAUCCUUCCACACACUGAGUGAUUCCUGCAGCUGUGAUUCUUGUGGUGACUCUUCUAGUGAUUCUGAGGGGGAGGAUCGUGUGAGGGUGGACGAUUCUUCGGAUUCCGAUUCAGACUUGGCAUCUGUGACCAGAACAGUUACUCCCACAUCCCAGCGAAGUACCUCCACAGACUCAGACAGUGACUCUGAUCUUGACGAGUGCUCCAGUUUCUUUACACAGGAAAAGUGCUUUCUUCCUAAUGCUUCAGGGAAGCCCAGGAACCCAAUUGUACAUACAAAUUCUGUAAAUAGAGGAAACCGUAUCAAGACCAAUGGCAGCGUCAUCAAGAGGAAGUCCCACCAACAGCUGGUGACCCCCCUACCCACAUAUGCACGGAGCCACGCCCUGCCACCUACCACAGCCAAAGCCUGCAGCUCCUCCAGUUUCAGCUCCUCCAGUGCUUUCAAGUCCUUCAACUCCUGUAGUGACUUUACGGAUUCAGUUAGUUCCAGUAGGACUGUGACCUCCUGUGACUUGAUACAGAGGAAUCGGAUCUCCUACUGUGAGCCAGAUGUCAUCCCCAAGCCUGUGCCAAAACUCAGCAGAAGUGAGAGCGAAAGACGAAGCAGGUCUAAACUACGUAGUCCCAUUCUACAAGUCCGCAACCAGAGCCUGAACCGAGAAGUCCUGAAGAGUAUUGCAGUGGUACCAGAUCUCCCACCUGAUUCUUCCAAGUCUCCGGCUGAUAUCCAGCAGUCCAUGCAGAACACUGCGUACUGGGUCAGCAACAGUCGAUACAGCAGUGACCCCGACGACAGUACCCCACUCCUAAAGGACAAGCCUGACGUCAGCGAGCGAGAACUCUGUCAGGAAAUCAUCGGGAUCUACUUUGGUGAGGAUGACAGCGAUAGUUCCCUCUCUUCCUCCUGCCUCGAUAACUCUCUGGACGGCCAGGAUUCCACCUCCUCGUCAUCGUCGUCAGGGGAUUCCACCUACCUCCCACGUACCCUGGAGACGAACCUUGACGAUUUCUCCACAGCUGUCUACAUCCCAGCUAAAGCUUCUGAGGCCCACACCCGCAAAAUCAACAGUGCCAAGGUGACCAAGACAAAGGCGGCAAUGAAAUCCAAAUCUGAUCCCCCAAAUCACAGGAGCCAGGGAGGGACCAAACUUUGCUGUGAGGAGAAGCCUGUACCCAAACUGAGUGAACAGGAGGUGGACACAAUCACCAAACUCCACACUAUCUGUAAUGGACAGCGAAUCGUACGCUAUCUCAACAUGUCCGAACUUCCCAUGGUUCACUUCCCUCCUCCAAAGCGAGCCAGCCGGAUCAUCUGGAAUCCGGAUCUGGAGGAGGUUUCCCUGAGUCACCACUCCCCGCGCAGCACCCCCACCAAGCCACGGUCAGCCCUCAGACAGAGACCCAAAGGAUUCACUUUCCCGUUCCUAGAGGACAAGCCCUCACCCAUAGUCAUCACCAGGGUCCGCAGGAGCAAGUCUAUGUCCAGGGCGUCCAAAGAGUGGCCGUGGUAGGGAACUUUACCGAGUCCGAAGUCCGAGGCAUCCAGAGAGUGGUAGGGUUGCUAAUACCCAUGGGAAGACAACUCUGCUGCUCUGUGUAAGCCAGCAUAGACAUCCCUUUGGGGACUGAGAAGUGUACCUCCCAAUACACCGUCCUUGUCAGUCCGGGGGUCCUCUUGUUGUACGUAGAUCGUUAAGUCGGUAUUCAGACACACAGUUGUGCAGACUUCUGUUGAGAACUUUAGUGACCUUCGUAAGGAGAAAUGUUUGGUUUUCCGAAUUCCGAGACCAGUGCAUCCAAGGAAAUAUAAGAGAGAAAUCGCGAAGAAGGACUUUGUGAAAUAAAGGCGUUGUUGUUCCAUGUCAGAGGGGUUUGUUUUUUAUUGUUUUUAUUUGUUUUUUCUGUUUUUAGCCUUUUGAUGUUUUAUGGUUAUCAUAUUGCCAUGCUUUGAGGUUUUAUGCAUUUGUUAAUGAAAUGUUUUUAGAAAAAAACCUGACAUUUUUAGCUGGAGUAUUAACCCUUUGUGACAAGUCUUACUUUUUUACUUUCGCCCAGUAAGAUUUGUCUUUGAAGGGUAUUUAUUUUACUGUCAUGUAUGGCGGCCAGUCAAAUUUUAGGUAUCAAUAAUGAUUGUAUUUUUGAUAAAAAGUUUUGUAUGUACAUGUAAUGUUGGAAGUCCUUAUAAAUUGUUUGUUAAGAUAUUGUAGAACUUGUGGGCUUUUUUUGAUUGGUCAAAUAAUUUUCCAGGGAGAAAAAUGAAAAAGUCUGAUAUUUCUCUGUAAAUUUGUGGACAUUAAGGAUGUUUAGCCCCUGUAUUUGUAGUUUGACUUCCUGUAGAUGUAGUAUUGUAUGUUCUGUUUUUAUAAGUUUUUCUCAGCAGUAUUUUUUUGUUGUUUGCUCAAGAUCAAACAGUCUCAGUAUUUAAAUUUUUUUUUUGUCAGAAGCUUGCCUUUCAUGUGUUUAUAUCAUCCAUUGUCUCGAGUCAGUUCAUUUCCAUUUGAGAUUAAUCUUGUAUUUUUGGAGGAAUUUUACAGCGAAUUUGUGCAAUAUAUUUAUUUUCUAACCUUGAAUCUGAUGUAUGAUCUCCAUGUUUGAUUAAUAACACCUCCCCGUCGGAGGAUUGAUUACUAACACCUCCCUCAUUGUAUUAUUGUCCUUUAUUUAUUCAGUGAUUACAAACACACAAAACUAGUCCUAUUUGUACAUAACAAAAUGACAUCAACAUUUUGUAAAUAAAUCAUUGA
Messenger RNA from Saccostrea echinata, 3435 nucleotides. Its product is annotated as dentin sialophosphoprotein-like. The transcript has 6 exons. Lineage: Eukaryota; Metazoa; Mollusca; Bivalvia; Ostreida; Ostreidae. The coding region runs from base 130 to 2202 and encodes 690 amino acids. The record is from RefSeq and is a predicted model, not a curated record.